UGUAACUCCAGUGGUCUCCAACAGAAUUGGUAUCUAGAAAAACUUCUUAUGACUCAGUGUAGUCUGACAGCCAAGAUGAAGAAAGCCAUGCAUCUACAGGACAUGGAAGUGAAGAAUGCUACAGAGUGGAAGGACAAGAUGAAGAAUCAGAAAUUGAGGUUCAGUGCAGAAUUUACAAAGCUGCAUGACUUCCUGGCUGAAGAAGAGCAACUGUUUCUUCAGAAGUUGAGCAAAGAAGAAGAAGAGACUAAGAAGAAACGGACUGAGAACACAUUACGGCUCCAUCAGAUAAUCACUUCCUUGAAGAAGCUCAUCUUAGAGGUCGAGGAGAAGAGCCAGAGCUCCAUCCUGGAGUUGCUUCAGAAUCCAAAAGAUCUUUUGACCAGGAGUGAGAACCAAGAUGUAAACUAUUCCCUUGAAGUUCUAGAGGUGAAGACUGUGUGCCAUAUACCAUUGAUGAAGGAAAUGCUGAAGCGAUUCGAAGUGGCUAUCAGUGCAGCUGAAGACACAGGUCAUCCCCACCUUGUCUUCUCCCAGGAAGGGAGGUAUGUGAAAAAUGGAGCACCCGCCAGUUCUAGGCCAUUACUUUCUACAGCAUGGAACUACUUUACUGGAUGGAGGACUCCUCAGCAGAACACACACUUUGUGGAGAAAUUUCAACACUUACCAUGUGUUUUGGGAAAAAACGUUUUCACUUCAGGGAAACAUUACUGGGAAGUUGAGAACCGAGAUACCCGGGAGAUUGCUGUGGGGGUGUGUCAGGAGGACGUCAUGGGGAUUGUUGAUAACACAGAAAUGUCUCCUCAUGUGGGCAUCUGGGCUAUUUGUUGGAGUCCUGCUGGCUAUUGGCCCCUAACAGGCUCCCCUGUGAGUCCCACCAAGCUAGAGCCAGCUCUCCACCGGGUAGGCAUUUUCCUAGAUUAUGGGGCUGGAGAUAUCUCAUUCUACAAUGCUGUGGAUGGAGUGCACCUACACACUUUUUCUUGUUCUUUUGUCUCAUGUCUCCGGCCGUUUUUUUGGUUGAGCCCAUUAGCAUCUUUAGUCAUCCCACCAGUGACUGGUGGAAAGUGAUCAUGGCUAUUCUUCCCUGGCCCAAGAAUCCCUACCUAUGUCCCAGGGACACCCAUUUCUUGGCCCUCUUUAACUUCAUAGUGAUCCUUCAUAGUACAUCAGUACUAUCCAUUCAGAACUUUUGUGUUUUGUUCAUCUCCCUGUAUGUCCUGUAGACAGAUACGGCAGAUCCUGUUGGUUGCCUUUCUAGCCACUUGCCCCACUUCUCAGCUUCUCUUCUGGAUCUUUCUAAUUGAACUGUUUGGUGUCCACCCUCUAUGUGAUUCAGGAGAAGCAGUCCCAUGUGAGGUAAUUCUGGCCAAUGAGAUAGGUUGGGAAGUUUUCCAAGGUGGGGAAACUUUCUGGGGAAUAUUUUUGUAGCUUCUAAAAAGAGGUAUUUGGAAAGCCACAGCUCUUUUCUGAUAUUAGCAGCUGUCUUGGAACUGAGGAGAGUACAGUAACAGUGGAAAGGAAGAAAAAACAUGGUCGUUGCUGGCAUCAUCAAACUGUUGGAAUUUCCCUAAUCCCAAACUACUUGUUAUCUGAGAUUAUUGCUCCCUUCUUGUAUGAGGCGAUUUUAGUUGCAUUUUGGUUACUUGCCGUCUGAAGUGUCCUAACUGGUGCUAUAGGCACAUAGCGUGGACAUCCCACCGUUGAGGCUUAUCUCAUUUUUUUCUGAAACUUGACAAAGUAUGGAAUCCACAUUCACUUCAAUUGCAUAAUUCCUCUUUCCAGUAAGUACUAUAUCCUUUACUUUUCUGUAUCAGAAAACUGAGGCAGUCUUCUCUGACUCUGCCCAUGCUACUACUCUCUUCACCUGACCAGGUCUCAGCCGUCAAGUGUUGAUUAUGCUGUCUGUUUGUUAAAAUCAUAGGUUGUAUAUACAAGUUUAUUAAUAUAAUAGGAAUGUUGAAAAACUUUUAAGUAUUUACACUGUGCUAGCCUCUUCACAUAAUGCUUUCCUAUGACUCUUGUAACAGCUUGGUGAGAUGGAGAUUAAAGUCCUAUUUUUACAAGUGAGAAACAAACUUUUAGAGUAACUCACUAAUGAUUGCUUAGCUGGCAAAUGGGAGUGUUGGGAUUAAAUUUAGAUCUGUUUGAGAUGAAAGCCACACUUUUUUCUACUCUGCAUUUAUUUGUAAGUAUUUAUUGAAUGCAGAUUGUAGGUCAGCAUAAAUUUGUUUCUUAUUUUCUUACAUGUUUUUAUCCUCUAUAUGUGUUUUUCUCUUUACCUUUAUACUCUCAAUUGUAAGCACUCAAGAGGAUUGUGGAAGUUACUGGAUAGUUAUUUUAAAAAUAAUGAUUGUUGCUCUCGUUAUAAAAGUUGUGCACUACUUAUAGAAAAUUUGGAAUGUACAAAGUGUGUAAAGAAAGUCAUCAGUGGUCCCACCAUUACUAACAUGUUAAUGCGUUUUCUCCUAGAUUUUCAAUAGAUUUUCUGGCAGUGAUUUAACAAGGCUUCUUUCACAACUUCUAGCACCCUCCCUAACUCUUCUCCCCCUUCCUGUGGCCCAGCCCAUUCUGGCUUAUCUUCCUAUUCAGCCAGGCCAAUACGAUUUCAUUUAAUGCUUUCUGCUGAGUUCUUAACUCUCCAAGUUACUUGAGGUUAUGAGUUGAAUGUGUCCUCCAAAAAGCUAUGUUGAAGUCCUACCUGUGAGUAUGACCUUAUUGGGAAAUUAAGUUGAGGUCAUUAGGGUGGGACUAACCCAAUGUGACUGGUAUUCUUAUAAUUAGAGGGAAAUUUGUAAACACAUACACACACACACGAAAUGCCAUGUGAAGACAUGGAAGAUGGCUAUAGGAGAGAUUGGAAUUAUCAAGCCAAGGAAUGCCUGGGCUUCUAGAAGCUGGGAAAGGAAGGAAGAAUCCUCCCCUAGAAGCUUCCAAGAGAGCAGGGUCCUGCCCACACCUUAAUUUUGGACUUCUGGCCUCCAGACUGUGAGACAAUACAUUUCUGUGGUGUUAAGCCAACCAGUGUGUGGUACUUUUUAACGGCAACCCUAGGAAAGUAAUAGGUUCCAUCAGGACUUCUUCUAGUACCCGCCUUGUUAAUUUCCAGUCCUUGGGAAACUUAUCAAUACCUUUACUCCUCUCUUUGUUCUGGGCUGUUGAGCCAGGUUGAUUGGCUGUGCUCCAAAGUCUUACUCUGCCCUAAAGAGGGCUCUUUGAGCUGCUUGGUAAACAAACUUCAAUUUUUGAUCCCUUGACUUCCUUUUAUAUCUCUGGUGGCAGUGAUUCCAAGCUUUUUCUUCUUUUCUCAAGCUUUCAUGAGCUGCCUUCAUACCACUCUAGCUGGGGUAAAACUUUACUUCUACCUAUCUUAGGUUUUCAGAUAGGAUUCUAACAAAAAAUUAACAAGAAAAAGAACAGUUUAUUAACACAUGCAGCACAUGACACUUGAGAGAAACUAAAAUGAAGAGUAGCUCAAAUUGGAGGCUUAGCAUUCUGACUUACAUAGUAUCUUCAACAAAGACCAAUAAAUUUGUGGAGAAAUAACAGGACAAAGGAAAGCAGUGUUAGCCUCCCCAGGGUGGCAGGUUGCAGGAAGGUAAAUAUAUGUGAGGAAACUAAUGGAGUAGUUUGUUUGCAGAUUCUUCUGGUGCUGUGUCUGGGUUAAGAGGCUGCCUCCAGUAAAAGGAGAAUUUGUAUCUUGCCUUUAGGCAGAAAAGGGGGGGUGUGCUUUUCCUGGAUUUCCUGCUGCUUAUUUGUCUCAGCUCAACAUAACUUACAUGUUAGGCAUAUUUUGGGACACAUUAGGGUCCUUUACUACUUAUUAUUGCAAAGAACUUGCUUCUUUUACUGAGAAAAAAUUUUUUUCUGGUACUGUACCCAAUUCUUUGUUCUUUUUUUGAGUCUUGAUAUUGGCCCCGCUCAUAUACUGAGUAUGGGAUGGGACCCAUGUGUUGUAUUUACUAAAACUCAAAUAAGCUUUUCUGAUGUACAAACAAGAUUGAGAAUAAACUUGUAAUAGCUUUCAAUUUUA
Messenger RNA from Myotis lucifugus (little brown bat), 4033 nucleotides. It is a transcript of the gene TRIM4, whose product is annotated as tripartite motif containing 4. The transcript has 6 exons. NCBI's taxonomy places the organism in Eukaryota, Metazoa, Chordata, Mammalia, Chiroptera, Vespertilionidae. Gene Ontology annotation, molecular function: protein binding. The annotation marks the transcript as partial. The record is from RefSeq and is a predicted model, not a curated record.